AUGGAGUCAAGUGCCGCCUUCCACGGCAUCCGAACCUCCAUCUCCUCCUCGUCUGUUCCAUCCCCUACUUCGUCCCCGCCGCCCACAGUGGCGCCCGGUUACGGCGGCCCCUGCGCGGCCUGCAAGGUCCUGCGGCGCAGGUGCAGCGACAAGUGCGUCCUCGCCCCCUACUUCCCGCCCGCCGAGCUGCUCAACUUCGCCACGGCGCACCGCGUCUUCGGCGCCAGCAACAUCAUCAAGCUGCUGCAGGAGCUGCCCGAGGGGCAGCGGGCCGACGCGGUGAGCAGCAUGGUGUACGAGGCGGCCGCCCGCGUCCGCGACCCCAUAUACGGCUGCGCCGGCGCCAUCUGCCUGCUCCAGAAACAGGUCGAGGGGCUGCAAGCCGAGCUGGCGCAGGCGCAUGCCGAGCUGCUCAAACUCCAGGCUCAGCACAAGAGCCUUGUCAACGCCCUCCUCUCGCCCCAGCUGCCGCCGCCUCUUGACGCUUCGGCGCCCUUCGCCGACUACAUCGGCGAGCCCUGGGACGAGCCGCUCUGGACGAUUUAA
Molecule: messenger RNA, 546 nt
Organism: Zingiber officinale
Lineage: Eukaryota; Viridiplantae; Streptophyta; Magnoliopsida; Zingiberales; Zingiberaceae
Product: LOB domain-containing protein 11-like
Exons: 1
Coding region: 1-546 (181 amino acids)
Source: RefSeq, a predicted model, not a curated record